Molecule: messenger RNA, 900 nt
Organism: Agrilus planipennis (emerald ash borer)
Lineage: Eukaryota; Metazoa; Arthropoda; Insecta; Coleoptera; Buprestidae
Gene: B52
Product: serine-arginine protein 55
Exons: 8
Coding region: 40-816 (258 amino acids)
Biological process (GO): alternative mRNA splicing, via spliceosome; mRNA splice site recognition
Cellular component (GO): nucleus; cytoplasm; ribonucleoprotein complex
Molecular function (GO): mRNA binding
Source: RefSeq, a predicted model, not a curated record
CAAACAUAAUUGACAAUUUUUUUUAUUCUCAGAGAAAUCAUGGGCACCAGAGUGUUUGUUGGUGGUCUUACGUAUCGUGUGAGGGAGAGAGAUAUUGAAAAGUUUUUCCGUAAAUAUGGCAGAAUAAAGGAAGUUGCAAUGAAAAAUGGAUUUGCUUUUGUGGAAUUUGAUGACUAUAGAGAUGCAGAUGAUGCUGUUUAUGAGUUAAAUGGUAAAGAGUUGUUAGGUGAAAGGGUUUCUGUUGAACGUGCUCGAGGUACUCCACGUGGGGCUGAUCAGUGGCGCGGUAGUGGAAGAGGAUAUGGCCCUCCACGUGGUCGCAAUCGUGACAAUCGUGAUUCAGAUGUCAGACACAAUGAUAGGUAUGGACCACCAACACGUACAGAGUACCGGCUGAUUGUAGAAAACCUGUCUACCCGUGUAAGCUGGCAGGAUCUUAAAGACUACAUGCGGCAAGCGGGAGAAGUCACUUACGCCGAUGCUCACAAGCAACAUCGUAAUGAGGGUGUUGUUGAAUUUGCUUCCUACUCGGAUAUGAAAAGUGCCAUCGAGAAACUAGAUGAUACCGAACUAAAUGGUCGUCGUAUAAGGCUCAUAGAAGACAAACGUCGUGGGGGUGGUCGUCGUUCUAGAUCUUCCAGUAGCCGCAGCCGUUCCCGUUCCAGAUCACGUCGUCGUUCAAGAAGCAGGGACUCAAGGUCUCGCAGUCAAAGUCGAUCUCGAAGUCGUUCACGAAGAUCUAGUAGAUCAAAAUCUAAUGCUCGUUCCAAGUCCAAGUCUCCAGCUAGAUCAAAAUCCAGAACUCCAGCAAAGUAAGCAAACAAAACCGUAUGUUGCUAGUUAAACCAAGCUUUCUUAUCGCAUAUUCAUUUUUCGUGAUUUUGAGGUACUUUUUGGUUU